AUGCCUGUGUUUUUGACGAAAGAAUCGCUUACACCUGUGCUACCAGCUUGGGACACGAAAGGCAGGCUCGAGGACAUGGAGCAGUAUUUCAUAGCGCUUAAGUCCGAGGUCCAAGCCGCUCAAUCUUCGAAAACUUCGCUGGACGAGUCCUUGGCGCUGUACAAGAGCAGAUUGCAAGAGGUUACUGCGGAGAACCAGGAGCUCUCGGCACGCAACCGCACCUUAACCGCUGAUGUCGAGCGAGCACGUAACGACCUUCACACCACAACGACCGACUUUACCCAUGCACGUCGCGACCAUGAGCGUGCCAUCCAGGAUCUAGAGACACGUCAUGACCGAGAGCUUGCAAGCGUCUCGCAGAAACUUGAAAAGGAGGUGGAGCUCGUAAGUAGAGAGCGCGAAAGGGAUGCGGAUCGCUUCAGGCGGGAGAUGGAUGAGGCGAAGCAGCAGUGGAGGCGGCAGAAAGAUGAUGAGACGGCUGGCUUGACGACGGCACAUUGGGAUGAGUUAGCGCAGUUGAAAGCAGACCACGGAACGGAGACUGCGGCAUUGCAAAGACAGGUGGACGAACUACGACUGGCUGGAGAAAGCCGCGCGACGGAGUCAGCGGGUGAGGUUCAAAAUCUACGUGAUACGAUUAUGAAUCUCGAAAAUCAGCUUCAGUCAGCCAAUGUUGUGGCGGAAAGUCUGCGUACGCGCAUUGCUGCCGACGAAGCUAGAUAUGCAGCCCUGGAGCAGGAGAAGGCAGCCCUCGUCUCGAAAACGCACUUUCUGGAAGGCAAUCAGGAAGCGCAGAGUCUGGAGUUCACGACCAUGAGCCAGAAGCUGCAGGACGCCAUAGAUGCCAAAGACGCUACGCUAACUACACUCCGCAAGGAGGAAAUGCUGCGACGGAAGCUGAACGCUACGAUCUUGGAACUUCGAGGCAAUAUAAGAGUGUUUGCGCGCACUCGGCCGCUUCUUCAGGGAGAAGAGGAGCCGGCAAAGGUGGACUAUCCGGAUGUGGAUGCGCUUGACGGAGGCAAGGAGAUGGUGGUUCACGCACCGACGACGCUGUCUGCGACUGGCAAAGAGCGUAACGAGAAGCACAACUAUGCCUUCGACCGCGUAUUCGGACCUUGCUCGGCCAACGAUCAAGUCUUUGCGGACUGCCGCGAUUUGAUCCAGAGCGUUGUGGACGGCUACAACGUUUCCAUCUUGUCAUACGGACAAACCGGAAGUGGCAAGACGUACGGAAUGUCUGGACCGGAUGGCAUUAUACCCUCUUCCAUUGCACUGCUGUUGUCGGAAAUGCAGCGCUUACUGGAGAAGGGAUGGGAGUAUGCGGUUGAAGCGUCGUUCGUGGAAGUGUACAAUGAGACGAUUAACGACCUGCUUGGAGAUGCAAAGUCUUGGGAUGAAGGGGAAGAUCUCGGCGCCAGCAUAAGAGGGAAGAGGAAGGAGAAGCACGAGAUUCACCACGAUGCCAUCACUGGCAGAACGACGGUCACCAACCUGUCUUCAGUCAUGCUGUGGCCGCCGCCAGAGAAUGACGGGCAAUGGCCUCCUGCUGCACCAACAGGCUCGCAGCCGGCCGAUCUGGGGACCUCUUACACUGAGAAAGCUGUGCAGCAGCUGCUCGAUACGGCGGCCAAGAAUCGCCGCGUCGCAGCCACCAAGUCGAAUGAACGCAGCUCGCGUUCGCACAGUAUCUUCAUGCUAACACUGCAUGGCCGCUGUGCAGCAACAAACGCGAGCAGCGAGGGCGUGCUCAACCUCGUGGACUUGGCCGGCAGUGAGCGCUUGAAGCAGUCCGGCGCAGAGGGCAGUCGUGCAAAGGAGACAGCUGCGAUCAACAAGUCACUUUCUUCUCUUGGAGAUGUCAUUGCCGCUUUGGGUAAUAAGAAGGGUGAUGACAGUCACGUUCCGUAUCGGAAUAGCAAGUUGACUUACCUGCUGCAAUCUUCUCUUGGCGGUACUGCGGCGAACGGCAAGAGCAGCCGAACACUGAUGUUGUUGCACCUGUCGCCCUUGCAGGCGCAUUGGCAAGAGAGCAGGAGUAGCCUGCUGUUUGGAAGCAAAGUGCAGGGCACACACAUUGGUGCGGCAAAGAAGCGGUAG
Molecule: messenger RNA, 2100 nt
Organism: Baudoinia panamericana UAMH 10762
Lineage: Eukaryota; Fungi; Ascomycota; Dothideomycetes; Mycosphaerellales; Teratosphaeriaceae
Exons: 3
Coding region: 1-2100 (699 amino acids)
Biological process (GO): microtubule-based movement
Molecular function (GO): microtubule motor activity; microtubule binding; ATP binding
Source: RefSeq, a predicted model, not a curated record